GAAUCAGGCGCCUGUGCUAUUUUCCCCGUUCCGUGAACUUUGGCCUUCUUAAGAAUCCAAUGGAAGCGGAGGAGGAUCUAGGACUUGUGGCCAGUAAUUCUUUCGACCCAGUGGCUGAUGUGCUAAUCAAGCCUCUCCCCAUCGACGAAGAGAAGGAGGAGCACAAGUGGAAGGAGGAGGAACAGAAGCAGAAAAUUCAGGAACAAAACCGUGAGGAGGAGGAAGAAAGGGCGGAGAUCGAGGCAGCAAGAAAAGAGUGUUUGAAGCUCGUACUAUCAAGAAUGGAAUUUCUGAGGAAGAUCGGCAGUCCUGCCUCUCUCUUGCCUCUCAUGAACAUCAAGAACCUGGACUAUCGUAAACUGCUCAAUCGCAAGAGCAACUGUGACAAAAUCGACUGGGGAAACAGGCCUGUUCGUAAGGAGAUUUUGCUUGAUAAAGAAAAGGCCCUCUGGAAUGCUGCUAUGGAAUAUCGGAAAGCUCAAAACAUGGACUCUGAGUAUGAUUUGAUUCCUAGCCACAUGACCUUAUUUCCUAUAAUGUCGACGAAGUGCAUGUGGUACCAUUGCAAUCUCGUGGGCUGUAAGAGAGAAACUCCUUUAAAAGGGGUGCAACAAUAUUUCUUUAUUGAGACCAACAUAACUGGAGUGAAGACUGUCACGUCAUGCAUUGCACUUGAUGAGGAUGAUGACAAUACCUGCAAUGUGUGUCCUUCUCAUAUUGGCAUUUUGCAUCCGCGCAAGGGCGGAUUUACUUAUGGGAGCAAAGAAGGUUAG
Molecule: messenger RNA, 773 nt
Organism: Lolium rigidum
Lineage: Eukaryota; Viridiplantae; Streptophyta; Magnoliopsida; Poales; Poaceae
Exons: 5
Coding region: 60-773 (237 amino acids)
Source: RefSeq, a predicted model, not a curated record